This is a messenger RNA of Neocloeon triangulifer, 837 nucleotides long. RefSeq names its product hatching enzyme 1.2-like. Bases 1 to 837 code for a protein of 278 amino acids. Gene Ontology annotation, molecular function: zinc ion binding; metalloendopeptidase activity. Gene Ontology annotation, biological process: proteolysis. NCBI's taxonomy places the organism in Eukaryota, Metazoa, Arthropoda, Insecta, Ephemeroptera, Baetidae. The transcript has 6 exons. The record is from RefSeq and is a predicted model, not a curated record.
AUGAAAAGAAUCGCAGCAACUUUGUUGAUAUUUGUCCUUUUCGUAGCCGUUUUGGGCUCACCUCGGCGCAACAAGAAUCAGGGAGAACGGAAAAUUUUCAAGUACCCACUUUCCCCUUACGACAAACGAUUGCCCGAUGGAAAAAUUGCUGGUCAAUACACGUCCGUGUCGCCAAAACUGAAAUGGCCGAACGCGACUGUUUACUGGGCCUACGAUCCGGCCAACAAUUUCACUGCUACUGAAAAGGGAAUCAUUAAGAAAGGAAUGCAGGAAAUUCAAAAUACGACAUGCAUCAAAUUCAUCGAAAGAACUACAGAAGCGGCGUACAUCAACAUAAAGAACGACGUCGCUGGUUGUUUUGCCACUUCCGACUAUCAGGGCACGAAGCAGGACUUGAAUUUGGAGAAAAACUGCUUUGGCGAUGCAACCACGACGAUUCAUGAAAUAAUGCACGCGAUGGGAUUCGACCACGAGCAAAAUAGAUACGAUCGCGACAUGUACGUUGAAGUUCAAUGGGACAACAUUGAGGCGGGCAGGGCAAGCGCGUUCGAAAAACAGCCCCGAACCAAAGCCUAUCCUCGUUACCCGUACGACUUUUUCAGUCUCAUGCAGUACUUUUUGACCGGAUUCGGUAUUGGAGGAAGACCGACUUUGGUUCUCGUGAAUCCGCUGUCGCCCGACGCAGCCAGCAAGAUCGGAAACGCUCCGAAUAUGAGCAGGACCGAUAUUUUGCGAAUCCGCUCGGCGUACAAAUGCGACUCCAACGGAGAAAGUUCUGGUCUUGGCCGCGCAUUCCUCGGCCAAGAAUCUAAUUUUGCAAAGCAUAAUUUCUUCUAA